Molecule: messenger RNA, 1758 nt
Organism: Capsella rubella
Lineage: Eukaryota; Viridiplantae; Streptophyta; Magnoliopsida; Brassicales; Brassicaceae
Exons: 1
Coding region: 119-1456 (445 amino acids)
Biological process (GO): protein localization to plasma membrane; phosphatidylinositol phosphate biosynthetic process
Cellular component (GO): plasma membrane
Source: RefSeq, a predicted model, not a curated record
CAUAAUAAGCAAAUUGUAUUAGACUGGUCCUGAUCGAACAAACAAUUUCAAUCAUCCUUGUUUAUCGGGUGCUGCUAAAAACUUCCCUUUUGUCUCUCUCAAGUCAAACUCAAUUCCCAUGGACUUCUCCGUCAAACCUCCCGGCGGCUCACCUUCUCCGUCGUCCUCCACCUCUUCAUCUACUCCUCACCGUUUCAAAUCCACCACCACACCAACCGCUAAUGCCGCUGCCGUCUCAGGAAUCUCCCCUUCUGCCGCCGCCGAUCGAGAUCCGAUGCAUUCCUGGUGGGAAUCAGUCUCCAAGCAACGAUCUCGCAUCCUCUCUCUCUCGUCUCUCCUCUCUGGCGAUUCUCACUCGGAAGACGGCGACGUAACUCCGAUCUCUUCUCUGGCUGAUUCCGAUCGGCCGGCGCUAUCGUUACUUUCUUCUCGUGCUGCUUACUCAUUGAUCUCGUCUUGUCUUUGCAAUCCAGCUUCUGGUUCUGGAUCUGAUCCGCUUUGUCAAUGGCUAUACGAAACCUACCUCUCCUCUGAUCCCCCGCUUCGUCUCGUCGUCCUCUCGUUCCUCCCCUUACUCGUCGGAAUGUACUUAUCUCGAAUUCAUUCUUUUGAUUCGUCGUCUCUUCCUUCUCUCUCCGGAUUCGAAGCUGUGCUUCUCGCAAUCUACGCCGCCGAGGUUAAAGCUCGCGCAGGUAAACCUAUACUCGUACACAUUCCAGAUCUCUCUCAGCCCUCUCUUUACCAUUCUCCGAGAAACGGCGUUGACAAAUCGCGUGAUUCUAAUUCAACCGCCUCCGUCGGAGUCUUGUCUCCGCAGCUUGAGCCUCAGAUCGCGGUUAAGUCAACUAAGAGAGCUAGUAUCGUUGGCGUGGGACUACAAUGCUAUUUCAAAGAGAUCUCACAGAUGCCUGCUUGGUCCAAGCUCGAAUUCUGUAAAUUCGCUGCUAGUUGGGCUGGUCAAGACUGCGACUGCAAGGAAAAGAUCGAUGGAGACGAAGACAAAGUCUUAGCACUGACCAAUGGUUUUGGAGAUUCUUCCUCUUUCAAUGGCAGUAGUGGACGUAGCCUUGAGAUCGAAGAGGAUUUUGAUAGAUUAGCAAUCAGAGAGAACGAAGAACACUCUAGCUCUGAUGGCAUUGGAGGAAGAGGAGUGAGGAUUCCACUUCCAUGGGAGCUGUUUCAACCUACGCUACGGAUCCUAGGUCAUUGCCUGCUUAGUCCAUUGAAUACUGGAGAUGUCAAAGAUGCAGCUUCCAAUGGAGUAAGAUCAUUGUACGCAAGAGCCUCUCAUGAUUUGAAUCCCCAGGCUAUUUUAGCUACGAGGAGUUUAGUUAACCUCGAUACAAGCGCAAGAACCGCGGCAAAGACCGUAUCUACAGAGACUGUUAAUGGUUCCUCAAAUGUGAACACUCCAAGCAAGGCGAAAAAACCCGAGAUUCUUCUGGCAUCAAAGUGAGUCUAGUGUUUCUUUUAAAUCUGAAAAUUGUUUUGGUUUGUGUAGGUUAUGAUGUAUAGUUGAAUUUGAAACAUGUGAGGGGAAGGGGACAAAUGAAAAAUUGCAGAUUUGAUGUAGAGUGUUUUGUGGUUUCACAUUGUUGUGAUGCUUUUAAGACUUUCUGAGGGUUAAUUUGGUUUGGGUUAGAGAUGUUUGUGAGAAUUUGCGGUGGUCGAUGGUCUUAGUGUUGUACUUUGUAUGAUUUUAAUUGAACAAGGAUGGUCUUAAUUUGCGGUUGUGGCAACAAUAAGCCUUUCGUAUCU